Messenger RNA from Acanthocheilonema viteae, 471 nucleotides. NCBI's taxonomy places the organism in Eukaryota, Metazoa, Nematoda, Chromadorea, Rhabditida, Onchocercidae. The record is from the annotation of a GenBank genome assembly.
AUGUCUUUAUCUGUUCUGAUAAAAGAGUAUUCUAGACUUAUUAGUACUCCUAACUUAUCUGCUUUUAAUAAACACAUAAGGUAUAAUGAGACUGUCCCGGUCAUUUUAAAUCUUUUCUCGGACCAAGAAACCGCUGCACCUGUACUGUUUGAUCCGCGAAUAAUACCAGGAACAUACGCUCCAGAUGAAUCAAGGAGUGAUCAACGAAAUGCUGAAGAGAAAUUGAUGAAGAAAAAAGAAUGGAAAUAUGCAGGAAUUGUGAUUGCCAUGACUCAGCAGGGAACGAAAAAAACGGGGAGCGCCGUCGAUGCACACUUGGUUAAUCGCGAUCACGGAAAUCUUGUAUAUCGAAACGAAGUAGUCGCAAUUGAUUACGAUGAAGAAGUUGAAGCAGAAGUACUUACUGAUCGUGGAACAGGCAAGGGAAUUGCGGAAUACAGUAGUGGAAAUUGGUGCGGUGAAACCAGUUGA